Molecule: messenger RNA, 4932 nt
Organism: Wasmannia auropunctata (little fire ant)
Lineage: Eukaryota; Metazoa; Arthropoda; Insecta; Hymenoptera; Formicidae
Product: pikachurin
Exons: 15
Coding region: 411-3107 (898 amino acids)
Molecular function (GO): calcium ion binding
Source: RefSeq, a predicted model, not a curated record
CGAUUGGAGACACCGGCCGGCACCGACGGCCGUCGCGACGCUCCGCGACGCGUGUGUGCGUUCGUUCGUGCAUCCUUCGUUCGCGUAAAGGUAGAAAAGGAGUAUAGAGAGGAAAAAGAUCUUGCCUGCGACGAGAACGAGAGGCAGCCGUGUCGUGCGACAGAGAAAGUCAACGGGGCUCGCGUGAUCGGUUGUCGCAGCGUCGGUUCACCGCGUUUGUGACGAGUGUCUCGUAUCUGUGCAUCUCGAACCGUUUGGUGCUAAUAGUCGCGAGUAAUUAGUGAUUCCGGCAGAUUGAGAGAGAGAGUGUGCCUCGCGUGUGCCGCGUAGUGAUCGACAGGAUUCGCUGGAGCAUGCGACAGUAAGGACUUAUCGACCCCCAGCGACGUGUGCAUGUUUAUCGCUGGACAAUGGCUGGACUACGCUACGUUUGCCGGCUCUUCAUCAUCCUGGGAUACCUGUCGGUCGUCCCGGUGCUCGCCCAGAACCCCGUGGAGGAGAAGACCACCUUCGAGGCUGCUUUCCAAGGAAGAUGCGGGCACGGAUCGCCCUGCGAGCAGCUCUGCUACGAACUCCACGACGGCAUGUACGAGUGCGACUGCAGGGACGGCUACAUACUUCAUAAAAAUGGAUACAGCUGCGCCGAACUCAACUCGACAUCGCCAUCGACGAGCGAGCUCGGCGACCUCGUUGACGAGGCCGAGAGCGACGAGGCGAACGCGGACAACGCGGAUGACGAGGAUGCGGUCGAAGACAUCCUUUAUAUGCGCGGUGCCACCUUCACGAUACAUCUGGAUGCCCCAGCCGAGAAUUCCACCGUGAACGCGACGAAGAUAAACGAGGCGAACGGCGCGGACCGGAUCGAGCUGCGCGCCACGUCUCAGGGCCCAAAUCUGGAGCAAAAACUGCCAUCCACGAUGGAGAGCAUCGUGAGCACUGAGCCAGCGUGUUCCUUGGACUGCGGACCAGCUGGAAAUUGUUAUAUCGAGCAAUCACGCGGAGAUGAAGUCGAUGUGAUCGAAGAAGAAGACGACGACGAUGACGACGACGACGACGGUGCCGUGGAUCUCGAGGGCAAUACCGUGAACCUCAGACGGAAGCACGGAACAUUCAGGCAGAGAUGCCAGUGUCCUCUCGGAAGAGGUGGAGAUCGUUGUCAGCUCGAGGCUGAAGUGAGAUCGCCACGUUUCACUGGGUCAGGUUGGCUGGCUUUUCCCGCCUUAAGAGCCGCUUACAAACAUGUACAAUUAGAAAUGGAAUUUCGGCCAGAAGCAUGGGACGGAGUGCUUCUCCUGGCGGGAGAACGAGACGAUCUUCAGGGUGACUUUAUGGCCUUGAUACUGCAUCACGGCUUUAUCGAAUUCAGGUUCGAUUGCGGCAGCGGUGUGGGCACCGUGAGGAGCACGGAAACGGUGAAGCUGAAUGAAUGGAACACCCUGAGUGUCUACAGACAUCGAUGGGACGCCUGGAUCCAGCUGAAUCAGGAGAAGAGGGUCGAGGGACGAUCGAAGGGCUUGUUCUCGAGAAUUACGUUCCGCGAGCCGCUCUUCGUCGGCGGACCCGGAAACACGACCGGUUUGGAGCGACUUCCGGUAAGGACCGGAUUUAAGGGCUGCAUCCGGCAUUUGGAGGCGAACGAGCACCAUUAUCGCUUCCCAUUGGCCCCGCAGGGCGACGCCGCGAAUGGAUUCGACAUCGAGGAGUGCACGGCCGACAGGUGCAGUAAGGUGCCGUGUUCCCACGGUGGAAAAUGCCUGACAACCGGAGGCGACACGGCUGUCUGUCUCUGCCCGCUCGGCUACACGGGCGAUCUCUGCGAAACCCGAGUGGACCUGCAGGUUCCAUCCUUCAACGGAUCCUCUUACCUACGUUAUCCGGGAUUGGCGGACACGUCGCUGUCGUGGCUGGAAUUGUCCGUCACGUUAAAACCGACCGCGCCGGACGGCGUGAUACUCUACAACGGCCAUCACAGCGACGCCACCGGUGACUUUAUUGCUCUCUAUCUCUCCUCGGGCCACGUGCAGUUCACCUUCGACCUCGGAACAGGACCUGCCACUUUGAGAAGCGAAAAUCCGGUUCGUCUUGGCGAAUGGGUCGAAGUUCGGGUCUCUAGGACAGGUCGUUUGGCAUCCCUAGAAGUUGAGGACGACCCGUCCCAGGAAAUCCUGGCGCCCGGAGCGUUCACGCAAUUAUCCUUACCGCUGAACCUCUAUUUAGGCGGCGCGCCGUCCUCCGACAUGUACUCGCCGAAGAUGAAAACUACGGCCAGCUUCGUCGGCUGCAUUCAGACGAUCGUGCUGAAUAAUCGCGAGGUGGGUAUCCUAGCCGAAGCGUUAGGCGGGGUGAACGUAGGAAAUUGCGGGCACGCGUGCGAGGCCAGGCCGUGCGGCGACGCGGAAUGUCGGCCUCUUCGCGAGCGGUUUACCUGCCGGUGCCGUCCAGGGGUACCGCACCCUUGUCCCGCACCGGACGAUUAUACGCCGCUGGUCCCGCCACCGGCGAGAGCCAGCAGCAACGCCGUUACGUCCGUGAGAUACGAGAGGGCUGUGCCCAGCUUCACCGGCAGCGAAAGCUACCUACAUUACAACGACGCCGAUACGAUGAAAAGGAUAAUCAGCUAUAGGGUAGACAUCAAUAUGAGAUUCCGCGCCAGCAGCAGCAGCGGCCUACUGCUGUGGAGCGGCCGCCAGUCGGAUCCUCAAGAACAAAGGGACGAGAACGACGACUUCCUCGCCCUCGGCCUGGAUCACGGUUAUCUCACUCUCGCGUAUAAUUUGGGUUCCGGGGAAGCCGUGCUGCGGUAUAAUCUCACGCGAUUGGAUGACGAUCUGUGGCAUCGUAUAAGGGCUGUUAGAAACGAACAAUGGGCAUCUCUCGUGGUAGAUAGCGGUACCGGUGUCUCAGCAUCUUCUCCGGGACAAUUGAGACAACUGAACACCGAUACCGGUCUUUACGUUGGCGGUGCACCGGAUAUCGUGAGGACAACGGGGGGCAGGUACACGAAGGGCAUCGUGGGUUGCAUCAGCGACCUCGUGCUGGACUCGGACUUUUCCGUUGCUUUGUCGUCGCCCGCACAGGCAACCAACACACACUCAUGCAUCCCCUGAAAUAGAGAUAUCCGUGCCGUCCGACGUCAGGUGGUGUUGUCGGGUCCAUCCCGAAGCUAGGAUAUGAAAAUUUAAGGAUAACGUAUCGUACCGCGGCGAAAUAGCCGCGGCAGAUAGUGCUCCGCGAAAGUGCAUCUGUGUCUCUCGUGCAUCCACGUGCGGCCGCGUGUAAUACCCUACACGCGGCUCAUCAUUUUUGUACAGACUCAACCCUUCCACAGGUGGAACUCUCGAGAAGAUGGAGAUCGAGUGGGUCGGCAACCGACCAUCGUCGCGCGCGGCCAUCGACUGGUAGGCGGCUUUACUGUAAAUAUUAGGGCGAUCCGAGAUACCGCGGAAAUAUCUAUCACUUGCCUCGCGGCAUUGAUCCUUGGCGCUGCGACUUCCUGUUCGAGCCUUAUGCUCGGCCCGGUCUUAGAAGAUUCGAUCGAAGGCAUCGUGUAAACGACUUUUUCGACGGCAAAGUUAUGAGGGAUUGCGAAAAAAAUCACGAAAAAUGAUGUUCCCUUCCUCAUAAAGUCGCUAAAUUAUUGCAAUCGUUCAUCAUUGUAGGCAUUGCAUUGUCUUAUUUAUCCGAAAGUUACAAUACUCCACUUUAUCGUGCUUCUCGAGAACUAAGUUCAUUAUAAAAGAAGUUUUUGGGUACAACUGCAGUUUGUAUAAUUUCUAAAAAUCUUUUCAAAAAGAAUGAACAAAAAAUGAUAAUUAAAAUUAAAUAUAUAACUGAGAAAUAUUAAAUGUGCAAUGAAAAUCUUAAAGUAGAACCAUUUAUUUUUCACAAAAAUCUCGCUGCUGUAAGGAGAAAGUUAAUGUAAUCGUGCAUGACAAAAUAAUAUACUUUGACGUGCAAUUAAAUUAAACAAGUACAGCAGCUUUUCUACUUCCAUUCUUCGUAAGUAAUUAUUCAUUAAGUUAAAAAAAAUUUAUCUUGCUUCGCUCCACAGUUGGAGUACUUUUCAACUUAUUUUUUCGUCUAAUUAAGACUUAAGUACUGAAGAUGCUAUUAAAAUCUGAACGGGAGAGUGCGAACCAAACAUAAAUUGCACGACGAAAAUAAAGAAACUUGUUUGUUAUACGACCUUUAAUAUAAUUUAUUAAUUAAGUGGAAUUAAUUAUUGUUGUAUGAUGUCCGUGCUAUUUUUCGCGCAAAAGUUGCGAAAGAACAUCUUUCUUAUUAUUGUAAAAUUUACAGUAUGCCUAUUUUUACAGAAUUACAGUAAAAUCGAUCAUAGUUAUCUUGCGGAGGCAAAUUUAAAUUAAAUAAAGAUUAUUCAAAUUAAACGAAAAUUCUCUGCAAUUUUUGCAAUCGUUUCCUGAAAAAUUAACAUUCGUGCCGCGGUAAAUUAUAGCCUUUCGCUCAUGUCUGUUCUUAAAUUGAGUCGAGGGAUAAUUUAAAACGGAAUGGAUUAAAUUAAAAUUGGCAGCAAUUACGUUUCGCACGGGUUAGGAAAAGUGAAACGCAAAUCAAACUAAAACUUCCACCCGACGCCCAUAAUUAAACCACCAUACUAUUAACAAUUUCAACUUUGCCCCAUAUCUGGAUAUUAAUAGUUGCCUCUCUCGAAAAUUAUUUCGUAAUUAAAUUCGCAUAAAUUAGAUUACGGUUGUAAUGAAACUUAUAAUAAUAACAAUGUCUAUAUCGCGGCGAUAGUGGAAUCAAUGAAGCAGCGAGAGUGCUUCAUCAGUUUAACACUCUACAAAAUACAAUUUCAUCCGAGAAUGAAUCCUGUAACAACUGUUUACAAACGUAAUUUAAGUUACGUGAGCGUGAUAUGAGAGAGGAUCAGGAUUCGCGAGAAUGUUGCGUAGAAUCCGAAAAAAAAAA